Molecule: messenger RNA, 1068 nt
Organism: Haliotis rubra (blacklip abalone)
Lineage: Eukaryota; Metazoa; Mollusca; Gastropoda; Lepetellida; Haliotidae
Exons: 6
Coding region: 159-764 (201 amino acids)
Source: RefSeq, a predicted model, not a curated record
UGUCACAAACACUGGGCAACGUGGGACAGUGACGCCAUGGAGCAGAGGCAAAGAUUGAACGUGGCCUACGGGGUCAUUUCUGGAUUUGUUCUUUUGUGUGGAAUUAUCUAUGGUGCACUGACGGGUCCUGUCGCCACCUCCCACUCGUCGACCCAUGCAUGGGCCUAUUGCUUUGCGCAUAUAACUUCUGGGAUUUGUGGGAUCGUUGCUGCUGCGACCAAAAAACUUGUCUCUACAUCACCCACCUCGUGUUUUGCAUGGUGACCCUUUGCCUGAUGGCCUACGUCAGUUACACUGCUAUUAUGCUGUUGUCUGCCUUCAGCACCAUCGACCUCUGCUCUGACAGGUACUAUUUAACAUCGGCGCGGGACAGAUGUGAAUCAACGUACGGGACAAUCGUGGGCAUUCCUGUCAUCCUCAUCCUGGCCUGGCUGCUGACACUGGCCAACUGUAUCAUGUCUGGUAUCCUUGGCAACAGACGCCCGGAGACGCCACCCAUGAUCAAUCAACAAGUGCCCCAAAUGGCCAGUGUUGUACAAAUGAGCAGCACCAGACACGUCUCGCCCCAGUACGUGACACCCCAGGGCACCUACUUGCCUCCUAACGGAGCCGAUAUGACACACAAGACACCCCAAGGAGGCUACGUGACACCCUCGGACCCACCUCUGGCACAAUACCAUGACCCGCCAACGCCCCAAUACCAUGACGAACCACCGCCCCAAUACCACGACAGAGCGGAGCUCGUCAAAAACGUUGCUUGCUAGGCAGUGGGGAAGAAUACCUUAUUGUGUAGCCGACUGUUUUUAUACUCGGCCAAUAUGACAUUUAUAACCACAAACUAGCUGCUGUACUUGUUAUCACUCGUUUGCACAUAUUUUAAAGUUUAAAAUUAAAAUUAUUUUCAUAGAUGUCCUUUUUCUGAUAAACUGUAUUCUGCAAUGUUUAGGGGCGGGUGGGUAGUGGUUAGCGUUUAACAUUUUGUGCUUUGUAGUGCCUUUAGUUCAUAUUAUGUUAACACAUUCUCACAGUUUUCGUUCAGAUAUUAUAUUGGCUAAUAUAACAUAUUUU